CUGGAUUUUCUACCAUCUGAUGGCCAUCCUCAACGAUCGGGACGAUAGGCGGUACGUCCCGGCCGUGGCGCUCUUCAUUCAGCUCCUCAAGUGCCCUGACCUUGGCAGCGAGCUGGAAGACGCCAUCGUGGAGGAGAUGAGCGGGCUGCUGAGCGACCCCAAGACCGUGGUGCGCUGGUUGGGGCUCAAAGGCCUCCUCAAUCUGGCCCUUCACCCAGAGAAGGUGGGGAAACUCCAGCAUCUGCUGCCAGAUGUCCUGGAGCGACUUCAGGAGGUAGACAGAGACCUCAUCUGCAAGGCCAUCGCCGUGCUGAAACACCUCCUCACCGGCAUGGACAGGCAGAGCGCCAGCCGCGUGGCUGUGCAAGUGGCUGCACAACUCCUGCCGUUGUUUCAUGAUGUAAGGCCUGGCAGCUCACAGGAGAUCCCAUCAAACUGCGGACAUGUGACCAGCAAGCUCCGGGUGCUCUCCAUCACCCUUUUUAAAGACCUGCUGGAGCUUGUAAGGGGGCCCAACCGGAGCGAGAUGAAGGAGUAUGUGCUCCAGAGCCUGGUCCCACUGCUCCUCCUUGUGCAUGAUGAGCGUCCCAACGUGUCCCAGGUGUGUUGGGACACCCUCAGCAGUGCCGCCCAAUUCCUGAGGUGGCACCAGCUCAGUGGCCUCAUCCAGCACAAGGAAACCUGGCGAAGCUGUGACUGCCUGGUGAUCCACUACAAGGAGAGAGCUGAUGACUUCCUGGGCCAGACCAUGGCCUUCCUGCAGAACCCACAGACGCCAGUUAGGGAAGCAGCCAUCAGGUUCCUAGGGCUCACUGCCCGGCAGCUGGACCAGGGGAGCCAGGACAAGCUGGACACCAUCUGCGAUAACCUCAAAGGCUUGCAGCAGGACAGCAAGUCCUCAGUCCGAUGCCUGGCUUCUCAGACCAUCUUCAUCCUGGAGGCCUUCAAGAACCAGCCUCCAGCCUGCUGCAGCCUAUGGACAUUGGUCCAUAGGAUAAGAACAAUGUGCACUGCAGAGAGCCAGCUCAUUGAAGCUGCCCAGCUGCCCUAGCUCUGGGAAAAGCCAGCCUCCCUUCUCUGGGGGCUUGGUGCUUCAGAGCCCACCUGGAGCAAGGUGAAACACACGGCUUCUUCCCAAUUGGCCGUCUGCCCUGCCCAGCCAUGUGAGUAGUUAACUGCUCGAUAGCUUUCAUCAUCAUGUACUUUUGGACAGGUUUCCAUGCACCGUGUUGCAUUUACGUCCUGCCCUCCGUCCCCAUUUCCAGUCGUGUACGUUUUUGAUGCCGUCGGCCAUUUUGAAAAUUUAUUUUGUAUUAUUUUUCUGUGUUUGGCCGGGGGAAGGUUGUGUGCUUGUGUUUUGACAUAUUUAGAGAAAAAGUACGAAUGAGUAGAAAGAGAGGCUGUAAAGGGUUUGCAGUCCCCCCCCAGGCCCCACCAUCCGUCCAUCUGGGUGGGAGACCACACCCCUUGCUAUGAUACUUCCGGGUACGGUGGUUCAGGGGAAAAUUAGCUCAGUGUUAAUGGCUCUAGCCUGCAGUCAGGCCAAGUAACGGUAGAGAGUCUGUUUGCCCGGGGCCCUCAAUCAGGCAGGGCGUCAGUCGAGAAGGGGAUCUGGCCUACAGUCAGGCAGGCAGAGCAGCAGGAGGUCCAUUUGCCUGGCCCUUGAUCAGGGUAGGGCAGCAGUCAAGUAGGGGGGCUCUGGCCUACAGUCCGGCAAAGCUGUCACAGUCUAGGGGAGGUUAGCUCUCUGGUGGGAAUGUCAGGACAACCAUCUGGCAUCUGGAUUCAGGCGGGUGCCAGACCAAUUCAGGCCUCCUGACAACCAGGGGGGAGGCUGCCACUCCUGACGUUGAGGUGGUAGGGGCAGAGGAACUCAGGUCCUCCCAUUCCACUGCGUCCCAGCCCAGGAC
Molecule: messenger RNA, 1910 nt
Organism: Mauremys reevesii (Reeves's turtle)
Lineage: Eukaryota; Metazoa; Chordata; Testudines; Geoemydidae
Product: maestro heat-like repeat-containing protein family member 7
Exons: 8
Coding region: 20-1051 (343 amino acids)
Cellular component (GO): cytoplasm
Source: RefSeq, a predicted model, not a curated record